AUGUAUAGUCAAGAAAUAGAUUCAAAUAAGCGAAAAUAAAAUGAAAUCACUGAAAAAUUUAUUUUGGAGUUCACUUAAAUUAAAAAAGAUAGGGAUGAGCUCCUUGAAAGAAUGGAAAAAGCAUAGCUCAAUUAUAAUUAAGAAUUAGUUAAUGAAAAAGAUAAAUAUAAAAAACUUCAAUAAGAAAAUUCCAAACUGUCCAAAUCCAUCAAGGAAUUAAAGAACGAACUGUAAAAUUAUGAAUCUAAGCUUACAAAAAAAGAAAUGGAAUGCGGUGAGUUAAAAAAGAGAAUCGACACUAAGAUUAUCAUAGAUGAUAAAACUAAAGAUAGAGAUACUAAUAUUUUUAUGAAAUUUUUAGGUCGCAAACCAGUAGCAUCAAAUAGCCAGGACUAAAAGUUAGUUACUAUAUUGAAUCAUUUUGAGAAUCAAAAAGAAAAGCUUGAGAAGGAAAUGUCUUAUUGGAAAAAAGAAGCUGAAGCACUAAGAGAAACAAUAUUAGAACAAAGAGGAGAAAACAGUAAACUAAGUGAUGAAGAAAGGAACAAAUCUAGAUUUUUUGAAAAAGUCAAAGAAGAAUUAAUGAAUUAAAUAAAUCAACUUUAAGAAGAGAAGGAAAGACUUUUGGAUAUUAAUUUAAGACUAACAAAGAGCAAUGAUUUUAUAUAAAAGGAUCAUCAAGCCCUAUAAAUUGCUCAUUCAGAAAUGAAGGAAUUAUAUAAAUAAUUAAGAAUAGAUUAUCAAAAUUUAGUACACAAAAAUUAAGAGCAGUAUUUAUAGUUUUAAAGCAUAACUUCUGAAAAAAAUAUGAAUAGUAUAAAUCAGUAGCAAUAAGAGCCGCAUUAUAAUGAUGAAAAUGUUAAUAAUCAAAAUAUAGAUAAUUAUUAAAAUAACAUUUCCCAGCAAAAACUUUUUACUUAGCCUGCUAUGCAAGAGCCAUAUCCUUAUUAAAAUAGUGUAAAGCAUAAUAGGAGUAGAUCAAAAACACCUGAGCAGAAUAGAAGUAACGGAUUUUAUGAUGAAGGCCAGCAAAAUUCUGCUACAAAAAGGCGAUCUGAUCAUAAGUUAUUAGGAAAUAGUGCUACUUCCUAGCAAACACAAUAAAUAAUUGCUGCCUAAUAAGAAAUAAUUUAGCAAUUGUGUGAUAUCUAUGCUGUAGAAAGUGAAGAUGAGCUUGUUCAAUGCGCAUAGAAAACUGAAUUAGUUAUGUAAGCUAUACCUAAAAUGGAAUCUCUGCUAUAAUAAAUAACAGAAAUAGUCUUUGGAAAUAACUCUUAAUAACCUCAUGAUAAUUCUAAUAAAAAAGAAAAAAAUAUAGAUAAAAUUGUUCCUAUUCUUUUAAAUUGGAAACAGGAAAUAAAAUUGAUAGACUAAUUUGUUCUCUUUAAAGAUAAAUUGUGUUAAACAUUAUAGUUAAAUGAGGAACACUCCACAGACAAAGACAUUAUAAUUGCAAUUGAUAAUCUUAAAAUGUAAGUUAAUACAUAAAUAUAGCAAUCUGUAUAAAAUUAAGAGAAUAAAUAGCAAAAGUAAAUUAUAGAAUUUAUGAAGUUGUUUGAAAUCGGUGAAGAUGACAAUGUUCAGACAAAGAUUAGCCAAAUUUUCUUACAACUAAAUGAUAUUCAAAGGUUUAUAAAAAUAACUAAGAAAUUAUUAGAACUUGAUGAAGAUAUGAGAUCUGAAGCAUGUCUAACUUAUAUACUAAAAUUGCUUGAAAAGAUGAAGCUAAAUAAAUAUAAUGAUCCAGACCUAAUAAUUAAAAUUUAAAAAGCAUUAAAGGUUGAUGAUCCUGUGUAGAUAUUGCCAAAGAUAGAAAUUUUAUAAAAAAAUAGUAAACUUAAUACUUUAAAUAACUCUCAAAAUUCUUUGAAAAAGAUAUAAUUAUGA
Tetrahymena thermophila SB210 is the source of this 1887-nucleotide messenger RNA. RefSeq lists its product as hypothetical. Gene Ontology annotation, cellular component: centrosome. Gene Ontology annotation, molecular function: gamma-tubulin binding. NCBI's taxonomy places the organism in Eukaryota, Ciliophora, Oligohymenophorea, Hymenostomatida, Tetrahymenidae. Gene Ontology annotation, biological process: cilium assembly; regulation of microtubule cytoskeleton organization. The transcript has 2 exons. The record is from RefSeq and is a predicted model, not a curated record.